CGGAAACACAUAGGAGAGCCCCCCUUACAGUGCCAGUUGUGUCCAGCGGCAUUCACUCACAAGUCCAAGCUUGUGGCUCACAUUCGCACCCACACUGGAGAGCGCCCCUUCGCCUGUGUCCAGUGCAGUGCAUCCUUUGCAACGAAAAACAACCUCGUGAUACACAUCCGCGUGCACACAGGAGAACGGCCCUUUUCCUGUGUCCACUGCAAUGCAUCCUUUAUGCAGAAAACCAGCCUCGUGAAACACACCCGUGUGCACACUGGAGAGCGACCCUUUUCCUGUGUCCACUGUAAUGCAUCCUUUGCGAUGAAAGGCAACCUCAUUGUGCACAUGCGAACUCACACAGGAGAGCGUCCCUUCUCCUGUGUCCACUGUAAUGCAUCCUUUGCAAUGAAAUGCAACCUCAUUGUGCACAUGCGCACUCACACAGGAGAGCGUCCCUUCUCCUGUGUGCACUGUAUUGCAUCUUUUGCUCGGAAGAACAGCCUCAUGAAACACAUCCGCUCGCACACAGGAGAACGCCCCUUUUCCUGUGUCCACUGCAAUGCAUCCUUUGUGCAGAAAAGCAGCCUCAUGAGACACAUCCGCAUGCACACAGGAGAGCGUCCCUUUUCCUGUGUUCACUGCAGUGCUUUCUUUUUGACCAAAAGCAACCUCGCUGAGCACAUGCGCACUCACACAGGAGAGCGUCCCUUCUCCUGUGUCCACUGCAAUGCAUCCUUCACGAUGAAAAGCCAUCUCACUGACCACAUACGCACUCACACAGGAGAGCGUCCCUUUUCAUGUGUGCGCUGUAAUGCCACCUUUGGUCGAAAGAACAACCUCGUGAGACACAUCCGCAUGCACACAAGAGAGAGUGCCUUUUCCUGUGUCCACUGCACUGCAUCUUUUUCACAAAAACAUGACCUCACGGACCACAUGUCCCAUCUUCAUGGAAACGAGAAGCCAUCAUGGUGAGGGGCCUACAGACUUGCCAUAAAAGGCCUCUAAACAACCCCACACUCCAAAAUUUGCGAUGGAGAGAUAACUGAGCACUUGUACGAUGUGAACAUGCUGCGUCAAGAAUUUUGCAAAUGAAUGCUGUAAAAACCAAGUUACGCUGUAUAG
Messenger RNA from Rhipicephalus sanguineus (brown dog tick), 1110 nucleotides. RefSeq names its product gastrula zinc finger protein XlCGF49.1-like. NCBI's taxonomy places the organism in Eukaryota, Metazoa, Arthropoda, Arachnida, Ixodida, Ixodidae. Gene Ontology annotation, molecular function: DNA-binding transcription repressor activity, RNA polymerase II-specific. Gene Ontology annotation, biological process: negative regulation of transcription by RNA polymerase II. The transcript has a single exon. The record is from RefSeq and is a predicted model, not a curated record. Bases 223 to 960 code for a protein of 245 amino acids.